This is a messenger RNA of Syngnathus acus (greater pipefish), 2024 nucleotides long. RefSeq names its product adenosine deaminase 2b (gene ada2b). The record is from RefSeq and is a predicted model, not a curated record. Lineage: Eukaryota; Metazoa; Chordata; Actinopteri; Syngnathiformes; Syngnathidae. Gene Ontology annotation, molecular function: adenosine deaminase activity. Gene Ontology annotation, biological process: adenosine catabolic process; inosine biosynthetic process. Bases 187 to 1683 code for a protein of 498 amino acids. The transcript has 10 exons.
AUUCAUGCCGGGCUCGUUAGUUAAUCACAUGCUAUUUGUCAGACAAAAAUGCCUCUACUGCCGUUGCGCCCAGUGUAUUGCUGACUUGUUAGGCAGGGACAGACGGGACAAGCGCAGUCGUGCGAGAAGACGGCACAGCGGACGCAUCGCUUCUUUGAACAGCGCCUCCCAGUGGCUUCCGAGGGCAUGACCGCCUCCCUCCUCGGUGCAGCAGUGUCCCUCCUGUGCUUGGCGGCGGCGUCGGGAAUGCUCGACCCGAGCCGGCGGGACCUGCUGAUGCGCCAGGAGGCGUCCAGACAGACGGGCGGCGGUGUGGCGCUAACGCCGGCCGAGCGGCGCUUGGAUGACCAGCUUCGGCGGCUGAAGCAGCGCGAGAUGGCGGCCGAGCCCUUCCCGCCCGCCGUCCAUUUCUUCAAGGCCAGGAACCUCAUUCGUGACAGUCCCGUCUUCAAGCUGCUGCAGAACAUGCCCAAAGGCGGCGCCCUGCACAUCCACAGCUCGUCCCUGGUGAGCGCCGAGUGGCUGGUGAAGAACGCCACGUACCGGCCACACUGCUACGCCUGCUUCACGUGGGACAACUCGGUCCGCUUCGUCUUCUCUCUGCGCCGGCCGUACCCGCGCUGGGACUGCUUCUACUGGCAGCUUCUCAGCACGCUCCGAGCCAAGGUGGCCGAUGCCGACGCCUUCGACCGCAGCUUGAUGAGCCAGCUCACAUUGGUCACCGACGACCCGGACGGCGAGUACCCGGACGAGGAUGCCGUGUGGAACAAGUUUGAGAACGCCUUCAUUGCCAGCGCCGGGCUGGUUGGCCACGCCCCCGUCCUGAGAGAUUACCUCCUGCAGGGCUUGCUCGAGCUGCACCGAGACAACAUCAUGUAUCUGGAACUGCGCAGCGGCCUCUCCAGGACGUACGAGCUGGACGGGACCGUCCACGACAAGACGUGGACGCUGAGGACAUUUCGAAACAUCACCAGGAAGUUUGUGGCCGAUCAUCCCGAUUUUCUGGGCGCUCGCCUCAUCGUAGCCGUGCACAGGUCAUCGAGCUUCUCUGAGGUGAAGGCGGCCGUGGAGGAGGCCGUAGCGCUGCGCAGGGACUUCCCCGACGUGGUGGCAGGAUUUGACCUGGUUGGCCGGGAGGACAGCGGGAGGCCACUUUGGUACUUCAGGGACGCUCUUACGCUGCCGGACCGGCUGGGCGUCGCGCUGCCCUUCUUCUUUCACGCGGGAGAAACCGACAAGGAGGGCACGGAGGCCGAUCAGAACAUUCUGGACGCCCUCCUGUUCAACACCAGCCGGAUCGGGCACGGCUACUCUCUGGCGCAGCACCCUCUCGCCAAGGAGAUCUCCAGAGUGAGCAAUGUGGCGGUGGAGGUGUGCCCCAUCUCCAAUCAGGUCCUGAAGCUGGUGUCGGACAUGCGCAACCACCCGGCGGCGGUGCUGAUGUCGGAGGGCCACCCCAUGGUGAUCAGCUCGGACGACCCGUCCAUGUUCGGCACAUCGGGCUUGUCCUACGACUUCUACCAGGCCUUUGUGGGCAUCGGCGGCCUGAAGGCCAACGUGGGCACACUUAAGGAACUGGCGCUCAAUUCUAUCAGGUACAGUUCGCUGCCGGCGGAGCUCAAGGACGCCGGCCAGGCCGCGUGGCAGAGGAAAUGGGACGCUUAUGUUUCGGCUCACUCCUGAGACCCCAGUGGAACCUUUUUGACCACUUGAUGGACUUUAUUGUCAGCACCACACUUUUGCCCGAGUGAUGAACUCUGCCACUUUUUUUACCCAUCGUGUAACCACCAGCAAGACAUAAAACAAAUAAAAAGGACACCACGUUGACUGGCUGAUUGGACCUCAACAAUUGAGAAUGAUAUCAUUAGUGACCACCAGAAGGCGCCAGCUGCCACAACUUCAAAUGCAAUUUUAAUAGUUGAUCAAUGGAAGGUUUCUAGCACUUGUUCAUCCUUAAAUGGUAUUUAUUUUUUUACGUUUGAGAACACUUUGAACUGGUAAAAAUACACUGACCAAGUAACUUA